AAACAAAACAGCAUUUUAAUAAUCAAAGCAGUGGACUUCAGAUACGCAGCCAAGACCGGAAGGAAGGAUCUCUGGAAACCUCUGAAAUGAUUCCUCUGUCCCCUUCCUCUGCGAUCUCAUUUCCCAUUUCAAGCCGAUCAAACACCAGUAUCAGAGGUGAGAAGCAAUGGCUUGGUUGUUUUUUAAUGAAAACAAAGCCAACGUGUUUAAGGCUUUCAAAUGGGUUUAGAGCAAGAGCCAAAGCUGCUUCAAAUGCUAAUUGGAAAGCAAUUGAUAUUCCUCCACAAUGGUACAAUCUCAUUUCAGAUCUUCCUGUGAAACCUCCUCCUCAACUGCAUCCAAAAACUUUUGAACCUGUCAAACCUGAGGAUUUAGCUGCUUUGUUUCCUGAUGAGUUGAUUAAGCAGGAAGCAACCAAUGAAAAAUUCAUAGAUAUCCCAGAAGAAGUUCUUGACAUUUACAGCCUUUGGCGCCCAACUCCAUUAAUUAGGGCCAAGAGGUUGGAGAAACUUCUCAAUACACCAGCCAAAAUUUACUAUAAAUAUGAAGGUGUGAGCCCAGCUGGAUCACACAAACCUAACACUGCAGUCCCACAAGUUUUUUAUAAUGCAAGACAAGGUGUUAAGAAUGUUGUGACAGAAACGGGUGCUGGCCAAUGGGGAAGUUCGCUGGCCUUUGCGUGCAGCUUAUUUGGUCUUGACUGUGAGGUGUGGCAGGUACGAGCUUCUUAUGAUCAGAAACCAUAUCGUAGAUUGAUGAUGGAAACUUGGGGUGCAAAAGUACAUCCAUCUCCAUCAAGCAUUACUCAUGCAGGUAGAGAAAUCCUUCAGAAGGAUCCUUCAAGCCCAGGAAGUUUAGGAAUAGCUAUUUCAGAAGCUGUUGAGGUUGCAGCAAGAAAUACUGAUACCAAGUAUUGCUUGGGCAGUGUACUUAAUCAUGUUUUGUUACACCAGACCAUUAUAGGUGAGGAGUGCCUAAAGCAAAUGGAAGCUGUCGGUGAAACUCCUGAUGUGAUCAUAGGAUGUACUGGUGGCGGCUCCAACUUUGCGGGACUCAGUUUCCCAUUCAUUAGAGAGAAGCUCAGUGGGAAAAUCAAUCCUGUCAUAAGAGCAGUUGAACCUACAGCAUGCCCUUCGCUAACAAAGGGUGUUUAUGCAUAUGAUUAUGGUGAUACAGCUGGGAUGACUCCAUUAAUGAAGAUGCAUACACUUGGGCAUGACUUCAUUCCUGAUCCUAUUCAUGCUGGGGGCUUGCGUUACCAUGGUAUGGCACCAUUGAUUUCACAUGUGUAUGAAUUGGGUUUUAUGGAAGCAAUUGCAAUUCCUCAGACCGAGUGCUUUCAAGCUGCCUUACAAUUUGCUAGAUCUGAAGGGCUAAUACCUGCACCAGAACCGACUCAUGCAAUUGCUGCCACCAUCAGGGAGGCUCUCCAUUGUAGAGAAACUGGAGAAGCAAAGGUUAUUCUCAUGGCAAUGUGUGGACAUGGCCAUUUUGACCUAACAUCUUACGAGAAGUAUUUGCGAGGAAAUAUGGUUGACUUGUCAUUUGAAGAGGAGAAAAUACAGGCAUCAUUAGCCAGAGUUCCUCAGGUCAAGGCAUGAAGUGCAGUAAACAUGAAAACUGCUAUCUAAAAUGAACUUUGGAGUGAAAAAAGGAUUAGAAGUUGACAAAGUUCCAUAAACCUGAUGCCUGUUUAGAAUUAAGAAUAAUAAUUAGAAUAUCAUGAGGGUUUAGAAAUGUUUUAGGACUUGGUCUUUGAAUUCUACAAGCACUAAAAUUUGUGGUUUUGUUUGGACAAGUUCUUGGUUAUCAUGAACGAAGAUUCCUUGAAAGCUUGAUAGAAUUACAAAAACCACAUU
Molecule: messenger RNA, 1859 nt
Organism: Manihot esculenta (cassava)
Lineage: Eukaryota; Viridiplantae; Streptophyta; Magnoliopsida; Malpighiales; Euphorbiaceae
Product: tryptophan synthase beta chain 2
Exons: 6
Coding region: 87-1601 (504 amino acids)
Biological process (GO): L-tryptophan biosynthetic process
Molecular function (GO): tryptophan synthase activity; L-serine hydro-lyase (adding indole, L-tryptophan-forming) activity; pyridoxal phosphate binding
Source: RefSeq, a predicted model, not a curated record